Molecule: messenger RNA, 1315 nt
Organism: Camelina sativa (false flax)
Lineage: Eukaryota; Viridiplantae; Streptophyta; Magnoliopsida; Brassicales; Brassicaceae
Biological process (GO): DNA-templated transcription
Molecular function (GO): sequence-specific DNA binding
Source: RefSeq, a predicted model, not a curated record
UCUCUUCCGCAUCAAAGCUGAUGCUGCAAGGAUUGAUGCGUGCUACUUGGUAUCAGGCAUGUGGCGAACUUCGACUGAGCGUUUCUUUCAGUGGAUUGGAGGUUUCCGCCCAUCCGAGCUGUUACAUGUUGUGAUGCCAUAUCUUCAGCCGCUAACCAAUGAUCAAAUCCGGGAGGUUGCGAACCUUCAACUGUCGUCUCAAUAUUCAGAAGAUUCUCUCUCUCAAGGGAUAAAUAAAUUAAAGAUGGCUUUGGCUGAAAGAAUAGCAACCAAGGAGAUUCUUGAAGCAUUGCAGGGUUUUGUGAACCAGGGUUUCGAUUUUCCCAACGAUAACACUCGCCACCGGCGCCUUCGUCGCUUUGAAUGGGGAGAUAAUCAUCCAAAGUUUCCUUUUGGUUCCGUGGUCAAGCUUUAUGCUAAGUUGGGGCUUCAUCGUUACAAUUUGUUGGAGGGUACAAACUUGCAGCUGGAUAGCCUAAAGAGUUUCACCGUGAGCAUAACUGGCGGUCCUUCCUCUUACUACGUCAGUCUGGUUGCACGUGUUCCAGAUGGCGGUUUGCAGCAUUUUCAAGUUCUAGUUCGUGAAAGGGGUCUUGGCUUUCUGGACUUGGGGUGCCCUAUCGCUAGACCUCUAGUGACCGAGCCUUUCCUACGUCCUCAUAGCGAUCCACCUCCACCACCUGAUGGUUUGUUUUUCAGUGAUGAAUUGCCUGAUUGGCCAUCGGAGAUUGCUUUCAAUGAUAGAAAACGGUUUCACCUGGUGAAAGAAUCUGAGUUGAGAGACAAUGACUGGGUUCGUCUCUAUUUGGAACUUGCACUUGUUUUUCACGACAGGACUCUUACAGAGGGUACAAACUUGCAGCUGGAUAGCCUAAAGAGUUUCACCGUGAGCAUAACUGGCGGUCCUUCCUCUUACUACGUCAGUCUGGUUGCACGUGUUCCAGAUGGCGGUUUGCAGCAUUUUCAAGUUCUAGUUCGUGAAAGGGGUCUUGGCUUUCUGGACUUGGGGUGCCCUAUCGCUAGACCUCUAGUGACCGAGCCUUUCCUACGUCCUCAUAGCGAUCCACCUCCACCACCUGAUGGUUUGUUUUUCAGUGAUGAAUUGCCUGAUUGGCCAUCGGAGAUUGCUUUCAAUGAUAGAAAACGGUUUCACCUGGUGAAAGAAUCUGAGUUGAGAGACAAUGACUGGGUUCGUCUCUAUUUGGAACUUGCACUUGUUUUUCACGACAGGACUCUUACAGAGCGCUAUCUCUCCCUGUUGGAGAAAAAGCUCUGGACAACAAGCAGCGUUCUAAAAGGCUUAAGCGUCGUUUAG